This is a messenger RNA of Tinamus guttatus (white-throated tinamou), 4220 nucleotides long. Lineage: Eukaryota; Metazoa; Chordata; Aves; Tinamiformes; Tinamidae. The record is from RefSeq and is a predicted model, not a curated record.
GUGUUGAUGGAUAUGUUCCAUCAAGAUGUAGAAGACUUAAGUGCACUAACUUUAUCUGAUGAGGAGCCCUCCACCUCAGGGGAGCAAACUUAUUAUGACCUAGUGAAAGCAUUUAUGGCAGAAGUGCGACAAUAUAUAAGGGAGCUAAACCUCAUUAUCAGAGUUUUCAGAGAGCCAUAUGCCUCCAACUCCAAGUUAUUUUCAUCUCAUGAUGUGGAAAAUAUAUUUAGUCGUAUAUCAGACAUUCAUGAACUUAGUGUGAAAUUACUAGGCCAUAUAGAAGACACUGUUGAAAUGACAGAUGAAGGUAGUCCUCAUCCAUUAGUAGGCAGCUGCUUUGAAGACAUGGCUGAGGAGCUAGCAUUUGAUCCAUAUGAAUCAUAUGCACAAGAUAUUUUGCGACCUGGUUUUCAUGAUCAUUUUCUAAGUCAAUUAUCAAAGCCAGGAGCAGCAUUUUAUUUACAGUCAAUAGGUGAAGGCUUUAAAGAAGCUGUUCAAUAUGUUCUACCCCGGCUGCUCCUUGCCCCUGUUUACCACUGCCUUCAUUAUUUUGAACUGCUAAAACAAUUAGAAGAAAAGAGUGAGGAUGAAGAGGAUAAGGAGUGUUUAAAGCAAGCAAUAACUGCCCUACUGAAUCUUCAAAGCAGUAUGGAAAGGAUAUGCUCCAAAAGCCUUGCAAAACGAAGGCUUAGUGAAUCUGCAUGCCGAUUCUAUACUCAGCAGAUGAAGGGGAAACAGCUAGCAAUUAAGAAAAUGAACGAAAUCCAGAAAAAUAUUGAUGGUUGGGAGGGUAAGGACAUUGGACAAUGCUGUAACGAGUUCAUCAUGGAAGGAACUCUCACGCGCGUAGGAGCAAAGCAUGAGAGACACAUAUUUCUAUUUGAUGGUUUGAUGAUUUGCUGUAAGUCAAAUCAUGGCCAGCCAAGACUUCCUGGUGCUAGCAAUGCAGAAUAUCGUCUGAAAGAGAAGUUCUUUAUGCGGAAGGUACAAAUCAACGAUAAGGACGACACUAAUGAGUACAGACAUGCUUUUGAAAUCAUCUUAAAAGAUGAGAACAGUGUUAUUUUUGCUGCUAAGUCGGCUGAGGAGAAAAACAACUGGAUGGCAGCAUUGAUAUCUUUGCAAUACAGAAGCACGCUGGAAAGGAUGUUGGACGUAACAAUGUUACAGGAAGAAAAAGAAGAGCAGAUGAGAUUUCCAAAUCCUGAGCUUUACAGGUUUGCCGAACCGGACUCCGAGCAGAAUAUCGUGUUUGAAGAAAACAUGCAGCCCAAGUCUGGCAUCCCCAUCAUCAAGGCUGGCACUGUGGUCAAGCUCAUUGAGAGGCUGACCUACCACAUGUAUGCAGACCCCAACUUUGUUCGGACUUUCCUAACAACAUACAGAUCCUUCUGUAAGCCACAGGAGUUGCUGAGUCUGCUGAUAGAAAGAUUUGAAAUUCCAGAGCCAGAGCCGACCGAAGCGGAUCGUAUCGCGAUGGAGAACGGAGACCAGCCUCUUAGUGCCGAGUUAAAAAGGUUCAGGAAGGAGUACAUACAACCUGUGCAGCUGCGGGUAUUAAAUGUCUGUCGGCACUGGGUAGAACACCACUUCUAUGACUUUGAGAGAGAUGCUGAUCUUCUGCAACGUUUGGAGGAGUUCAUUGGAACAGUAAGAGGGAAAGCCAUGAAGAAGUGGGUUGAAUCAAUCACAAAGAUAAUCCAUCGGAAAAAGCAGGCACAAGCCAUUGGGCCAAGUCACAACAUUACAUUUGAAAGCCUUCCUCCGGCGAUCGAGUGGCACAUAAGCAAACCAGGACACACAGAGACUUUUGACUUGCUCACUUUGCAUCCAAUAGAAAUUGCUCGGCAGCUCACUUUACUUGAGUCAGAUUUUUACAGAGCUGUGCAGCCAUCCGAACUAGUUGGAAGUGUGUGGACAAAAGAAGAUAAAGAAAUUAAUUCUCCUAACCUUCUCAAAAUGAUAAGGCAUACAACUAACCUCACUUUGUGGUUUGAAAAGUGCAUUGUAGAAACAGAAAACCUGGAAGAAAGAGUAAUUGUAGUGAGCCGGAUAAUUGAGAUCCUGCAAGUUUUUCAAGAGCUAAACAACUUCAAUGGUGUCCUUGAGAUUGUCAGUGCAAUGAACUCUGCAGCAGUGUAUAGGUUGGAUCACACAUUUGAGCAAAUUCCAAGUCGACAGAAGAAGAUUUUAGAAGAAGCAUAUGAACUGAGUGAGGAUCAUUAUAAGAAAUACUUGGCAAAACUCAGGUCCAUUAAUCCUCCUUGUGUGCCUUUUUUUGGAAUUUACUUAACCAACAUUUUAAAAACAGAAGAAGGCAACCCUGAAUUUCUAAAGCGACAUGGGAAAGAUCUCAUAAACUUCAGCAAGAGAAGAAAGGUAGCAGAAAUAACAGGAGAGAUCCAACAGUACCAGAACCAGCCAUAUUGUUUAAGAGUAGAAUUUGACAUCAGAAGAUUUUUUGAAAACCUGAAUCCAAUGGGGAACAGCAUGGAGACAGAAUUUACGGAUUAUUUGUUCAAUAAGUCACUAGAAAUAGAGCCACGAAAUGUCAAGCCUCCACCAAGAUUUCCCAAAAAGUACAGCUAUCCUCUCAAGUCCCCAGGUGUUCGUCCCUCUAAUCCAAGGCCAGGUACCAUGCGACACCCUACACCUCUGCAACAGGAGCCAAGAAAAAUUAGCUACAGCCGCAUCCCAGAGAGUGAAACUGAAGCUACAGCAUCUGCACCAAACUCUCCACGAACGCCCUUGACCCCACCGCCUGCUUCUGCUACUUCAAGUACUACAGACGCCUGCAGCGUGUUCGAUUCGGAUCCUUCAAGUCCUUUUCAUGCAAGAUCUGCUUCCGUCUCGUCCAUAAACUUUGCCAAAAGUUCGGAUGAAGCUCCUGUUCCCCCUCCCGUUCCUCCACGAAGAAGACCAGAGUCUGCUCCAGCUGAAUCCUCCCCAUCAAAAAUCACUUCUGCACACCUGGACAGCCCACCAGCAAUCCCUCCUAGACAACCAACCUCUAAAGUGUAUUCACCAAGGUACUCAGUGCCUGACCGGACCUGCAUCUCUGACCCCCCCGAAAGCCCUCCUGUGUUACCACCACGAGAACCUGUGCGAACUCCAGAUGUUUUCUCUAGCUCACCACUACACCUCCAACCUCCACCGCUGGGGAGAAAGAGUGAACUUGGUAACACCUUUUUCCCAAAUAGCCCCUCUCCGUUUACGCCCCCUCCCCCUCAGACACCUUCUCCGCAUGUAGCACGGAGGCAUCUUCCAUCACCACCUUUGAUACCACCAGAUGUGGACGUCCAUUCUGUUGCUGGACCACCCGUUCCUCCACGACAAAGCACUUCUCAACAUAUCCCCAAGCUUCCUCCAAAAACUUACAAAAGGGAGCACACACACCCAUCGAUGCAUCGAGACGGACCACCCUUGCUGGAGAAUGCCCACUCCUCCUGAACUGUCCCUUGCGCUGGGAGUCACAUUUUCCUGGUGCUACUUCUGUUGCUGGCAAUGGAUGCACUGAGCCUGGUGGUGCCAAGGAGCUGGGAUGUGUAUGCCAAACACUAAAAACUUUCCAAAAGUUUGGAAAUGCAGUGUACAGAAAUGGAGUUGCAAAAGCAGGCGUUAUAGCGGAAAAACUGGUUAACUUGCUGUUCCUCUUUUCAUAUGCAGGACAUUGUUCUAAAGUAGUAAGACAACUGAUUGUACCAGAAAACAGACUUGAGGGACUUCUUUGGCCAAUGUGCAGAGACUGUGUUUGCCUAAUGAGCUCUAAAAUCCCGUACAGGAAGGAAAACAGUCUGGUAUCCGUCAGUUCCGUACAGUGGCACAGUUUUUGGAAUGAAAACAUUAUGCACUUUUUUAAAAUCUCAAACAGGGAACUUUAUAUCCUUCUUAAUUUUCAUUUGCUUUACUCCUUGCUUUAAAAUACUUAAAUACCUAAAUUUGUGAGAAGGACUGUGAGGAAGAUCUGUGGUACCUAAUCGAGUUAGAGCUGAAGCGUAGCACUGUAUUGCAGUCCUGUUUACAAGUUGUUACAAUGAGUAGUAGGGGGUACCUAGGCUUCACCAAAGAGGUACUUUAUUUUAUUUUUUUUUUCUGAAAUAUUAUGGUGCCAGUUCAAAAUAAAUUUUUGCUGGGAAGCGUAAUGUCUAAUUAUUGCUUUCUUUAGAUAGAGCAGAUGAAAUUCUUCAUCAUUAAGAUGACCGCAAAAAUGGAGAAAAAAA